This is a messenger RNA of Frankliniella occidentalis (western flower thrips), 2075 nucleotides long. RefSeq names its product dnaJ homolog shv (gene shv). The transcript has 7 exons. Gene Ontology annotation, molecular function: misfolded protein binding. The record is from RefSeq and is a predicted model, not a curated record. Lineage: Eukaryota; Metazoa; Arthropoda; Insecta; Thysanoptera; Thripidae. Gene Ontology annotation, biological process: protein folding; protein maturation. Bases 90 to 1169 code for a protein of 359 amino acids. Gene Ontology annotation, cellular component: endoplasmic reticulum.
GUUGUGAAGGGUGUUCGUGACGGCCUGAACCCGAGAAUCAGCCAAUCACCAUUCACCACAUCUUGUUUAAGUUAGAGGUGUUGUCUGCAAUGGCUUCAGUUAAAUCCUUUACAUUUUUUGCCUUAAAUCUACUUAUAUGUUUUAUUGCUGUUCAGUGUGGGAGAGACUUUUAUUCUAUACUAGGAGUACAGCGCAAUGCUAAUCUUAAUCAAAUUAAAAAAGCAUACCGACGGCUAGCUAAGGAACUACAUCCAGACAAGAAUAAAGAUGAUCCAGAUGCUUCAAGCAAAUUCCAGGAUUUAGGGGCGGCUUAUGAAGUACUUUCAGACCAGGACAAAAGGGAACAAUAUGAUCGGUGUGGUGAAGAAUGUUUGAAGAAAGAAGGUAUGAUGAACCAUGGAGGGGAUCCCUUCGCUAGCUUUUUUGGUGGUGAUUUCUUUCCGUUUGGUAAUCCACAUGAUAAUCAACAUGAAACACCAAAAGGAGCCAAUAUUGUCAUAGAUUUAUGGGUGACGUUAGAAGAACUCUACUCCGGAAAUUUUGUUGAGAUCACAAGAAAUAAACCUGUGAUGAAACCAGCUAAAGGCACACGAAAAUGCAACUGUAGACAAGAAGUUGUCACAAAAUCACUUGGUCCUGGUCGUUUCCAAAUGAUGCAGCAGACUGUUUGUGAUGAAUGCCCUAAUGUCAAGUUAGUUAAUGAGGAGAGGACUUUAGAAAUUGAGAUUGAGCCUGGCAUGGUAGAAGGUCAAGAAACUAAAUUUGUUGCUGAGGGAGAGCCUCAUGUUGAUGGGGAGCCAGGAGACCUCAUUCUAAAAAUUAAAACCCAGACUCACAAGAGGUUUGAACGUCAUGGUGAUGAUCUCUAUACCAAUAUUACUAUUUCCCUACAAGAUGCCCUCAUUGGGUUUACGACUGAAAUAAAUCAUUUGGAUGGACACAAAGUGACUGUAUCUAGGGACAAAGUGACCCCUCCUGGCACUAAAAUCCGUAAGAAGGGCGAAGGCAUGCCUAAUUUUGAGAACAACAAUUUACAUGGUGCCCUUAUAAUCACUUUUGACGUUGAAUUUCCCAAAAAAGUGUUAACAGAUAAGGAACAAGAAGAAAUUAAGACUCUAUUAGGACAAGAUUCAACCUUCAAAGUAUAUAAUGGACUUCAAGGGUUUUAAAUGAACAAUACAGAUAUUCCAAAUCUGUUGCUGAAGUAUCUUACUACUGUGUUCUACCAUCCUAUAAAUGUCAGUUGACAUACAGUGCACUUCAGAAACAAGAAUGUAUGUAUGUGUAUUUGUUUUUCGCGUGAACAUUAUUGGCUGUGAAAUAUCAUGUAUGAUCAUGUAGUAUAAAUGCAUAAUGUGCAUGAAACAAAAUAUGGAUCCCAUUGUGUUCAUGAAACAGGGAACCUGUAUGGCAAUCAAAGUUGUGCCAUUGACUGUGUCAGUCAUCUUUAGAUGAAUUUAUAAACAAACAUUUUUAUUUAUUAUUGUCUCAACUGAUUGUCUGUGGACUAUCUAGUUAUCCCACUGAACCAUAGAGAAUUUUUGAUACCACUGAACAACUCCAGAACUUAAGUGAGUUUUUUUUUCCUUUUUGUCUUUGUAGUAAUGUGAUGACAUACCUAGUACUUAGUGGAAUAUUUGAAGUUUUCAUCUGUCGCUAACUUCCUCAUCAAUCUGACCAUUGGCACGCGCUAUGUCUUAGAUGUUCUUUAUGAUUUUCUAAAAUUAUAGUGAUUGUUUGCUCAUGUGAAGGCAGUUGUGAGGCUAGUUUUUUGCCCUUGCGUUUUUCCAUGGCCUCUGAUGAUAUGUGUGCAUGUAUGAACCCUAAAAAUAUUCUCCAUCAUGGUCAUGGUCUAUGUUACAAAUAUUUCUGAUUUUGUGAUUCCAUCUUGUGUAAGCUAUGCUAUCCUACGUGUUUGAUUAUUGGAGUUCAAAACUUCUUUGUUUGCUCAUUAUUUAUAUGAGAGUAGGAACUGAAGUUGUUGUGAAUGAAACAUGAGAAAUAAAAAAGAUUUUUUUUCCCUUCUUUUGCUGAGGUAUUUCUAAAAUUAUCAAUAAACUAUUUAUAACACCUGA